AUGUCAAAGCUUCAGCAAGUCCUUACUGACCGGGAGAAACAACCACGGCCAACUUCAAUGAUUGCUAUGUCUGAUGCAGAAUCUGGAACUGAUUCUCGCCCACCAAAAGCGAAUGGAACUCCUGAUCGAUCUCGGAAAGCACCCGUCCUUGCGAAGCUUAAAAUGCAAUCAUCCACUUCUAAUGACAGAGACCAUCAGCCGAAAACAGAACCGGUUCUGACGAAUCACAAAAAGAUUGAAAGCAGCCAGCCAGUAGUUGUUAAACCAGAAGUGACGAAAAAUGACUUGGACAGGAUUUCUGACACCUUCAACUCUCAGUUGAGCGAGAAAGACAGUCCGAGCCCGAUGACGGUUGCUCCGAGAAAAAAGACACUAGAUGAGAUUUUCGAUGUCGAUGAGUUGGAAAAGAUGCUCGAUGAAGAGGACGACUACGAAGCCCGGAAAGCGAUUCGAUCCCGACUGCGCUCGCUGCACAAAGCAAAGACUGCUGAGAUCGAAAACCGUCAGAAAUCGAAGAAUCAGCCUCCUCUAAAUAUUCCUACAACAGAUGAUGAAAUCGUGGUGGAGAAACGAACCCGAAGCCGAGCACGGGUUCAACGAAGCAUGAGCUCAGUUGCCAGUCUCCAAAGCAGCACUGCUAGCAACGACAGAUUCGGAGACAAAAAAACCGAUCUGGGUCGUGUGUCUCGAACUCCUUCACAAGCAUCCCUCCGUGAAGACGAUUUCGGCGCAGCUGAGAGCUCCUCUAGUCCAAGUCCGUCAGAGUCAUCAAUCCGAGCGCGUCCUCAAACCGCCCAGCCCAAAAGUUCUAGCGUCAGUGCAUCGCCAAAGACCCAGGUUCGCCCCAGCACGGCGAAACCAUCCUCAAUCAGUCAAACCGUCGAAACUGCAGGAAAACAGUUGACAAACAAAACAAAACGAUCGGAAGUUAUAAAUACGCGUGUCUAG
Messenger RNA from Oikopleura dioica, 948 nucleotides. Lineage: Eukaryota; Metazoa; Chordata; Appendicularia; Copelata; Oikopleuridae. The record is from the annotation of a GenBank genome assembly.